CGUUCUCAGGUGGUUUUAUCGUUUUGUUUUACAUUUGGUCUUCUUUCAUGCGACCGAAUAUGUGGCUAUGGGCUUUCAUGGAAAGUUGAAGUUUUGUUUUAGUUUAGUCGCCGUCGCCUCGACUGCUGCUGGAUUUUUUUUCAUUUAUGUGUGCUCGCGAAUCAGUUGUCAAAAUGCGAGCAAAGGAAGCAGCAUGGCGGAAUAUAAAGCUGGAAGGGUUAAUUAUUUUGAAGGAAACAUCGGAAAAGAGUUUCAAUUCGAUCUCGAAGGAAAUGAUAUAAUUGUAUUCUUGCACAUGCAAAAAACCGGCGGAACGAAAUUUGGUAAACAUCUGGUGAAAAACUUAGACAUAAAACAUCCAUGUGACUGCGUACGGAGGAGGAAGAGGUGUGAUUGUAGGCGACCCAACUCAAAUGAGAUAUGGUUGUUUUCACGUUACUCUAUAGGAUGGCCUUGUGGACUGCACGCCGAUUGGACUGAGUUGAAAGUUUGUGUUCCAGGGCUUAUAAACAAAUUGGAAGGUGGCAAAAGAUCUAGGAAAUUCCUUUAUAUAACGAUCUUACGCGAACCUGUAUCAAGGGUGUUGAGCGAGUUAAAAUGUUACCAGAAAGGUACAACAUGGAAAAUGUCUUUGCACAAGUGUAACGGCAGAGUCCCAACUAAAGAAGAACUUCCACCAUGUUAUACUGGAGAAAACUGGGAAGAUGUCACGCUGCAAGAAUUUUUGAACUGUUCAUCGAAUCUGGCCUUCAAUCGGCAAACGCGGAUGUUGGCUGAUUUGGAACUUGUUGGUUGUUACAACAGAAGCGCGAUGUCACGCGUUCCGAGAGAAGAGAUUUUGUUAGAAAGUGCUAAGAGAAAUCUUGCGAGUAUGGCGUAUUUUGCCCUGGUGGAGUACCAGCUUGAAAGUCAAUAUCUAUUCGAGAGAACCUUUGGAAUGAAAUUUCGACAACAAUUUGUGCAAAUGAGUAAGGAAGAGACUCGAGCGGCUGAGGUAGUUCCUAGUUCUAAGGAUCUUGCGCGUAUUCAAGAACUUAACGAACUAGACAGCAAGUUGUAUUCCUUCGCCAAAGAACUGUUCUUUGAAAGACUGAAAUACUUUAAAGAACGGGACAAGGAAGGCAUAUCUCAGGUGUGAUCUUCUUUGUGAAGCCUCCAUACGCCAUCAUUUUCUUUCCGCACAUUUAUUCAUUGUUAUAAUUUUUUACGCAAUCCGACAUCUGAACGAAAUUAGGUUCCAUAUGAAACCCGUGAAUUUUUUAUCAUUUAUUCAGACAAGAUUAUAUUACGAUUUCAACUUUGUUCCCUCUAAAUUAUGUAAAAGCUUAAAAGUGCCACUAUUUUGCUUUUGGAACAGAAAUUUUUUUAUUGUAAAUGUUGGUAAAGGGAGGUUAAUCAGGUGAUUUUGCACAUCACGUAUUUGCGUCGACCUUAUUCGAAAUGGCCCUAUUCCUAGUGGAGUGUUCUUAAAUUUAAAAUCCUUGGCUCGAACUGGCCAGGGGGAAAAUAGAAGGUUACCAAAAAAAAUGUAAUAAAUGAAUCUUUGGUGGUCUCUCAGAUAUCCAAUACAGUCAGGCGUUCCUUUCGCUUGGAUUCUUUAGCCUGGUGCAGACCAAUGGAACCAGCUAUUUUAACUUGCCUGAUAAACAAAUUAAGAAAUAUAAACAAAACAUGAAAGUGAUCUAAGGUGCUGUUCCUUGAAAGUUGAACUGGAAUUUAAACCGAAAUUGGAUGAAAUCCAAUACGGUCUCAACAAGUUUUUGCUUCUACACGAAGGCUUACUUUAUUUUCAUUUUUAAAAGUCUCCUCUUGUAGUGUUAUUUUGUUUUUCAACAUAAUAAUGGCAUUCCUCCUCUGGGAAGGGAGUGUGUUGCAUAAAGAGCUGAGCCUUGAGUAAACUGAAACAUGGGAGGAAGUGUAUUGCAUAAAGAGCUGAGCCUCAAGUAAACUGAAACAUGGGAAGGAAGUGUUUUGUGUGAAGAGCUGAGCCUCAAGUAACCUGAAACAUGGGAAGGAAGUGUUUUGUGUGAAGAGCUGAGCCCUAAGUAAAAUGAAACAUGGGAAGGAAGUGUUUUGUGUGAAGAGCUGAGCCUCAAGUAAAAUGAAACAUUUGACAACACCAUAAAUUGCAGGAAAAAUUAAUAAAAUUUAAAGAAAAUAUUUUUGGGUUAACCCUUCACCCUCUAACAUCAACAUUUACAUUCUUUAGAGUCUUCUCUGUACAUUUCCUUUGUUACUGAUAGGGAAAAUUGUUUUAACAAUCAGCGCUUCUGAGAUUGGUGAUCAUUUCCCUUAUUACUGUGAUAAGAAAUUGGAUGCUAGUCGCUCUUAAGUUUAAAGGAUUACAAGUAUUUUUUAAAUAAUUUUGAGAAAUUUUUCAUGUCAAGGACAAUGGCUAGUAAAUUUAUUUUUCCCUUAAGCCAUCUUUAAAAUUAAUGAUAUAUUUUCAUCAUAAAGUGAUUUUAUUUAACAUUUAUCAAUAUAUUAUAUAUAUUUAUGCCAAAGAAACUCAAACUCAGAAUUAUUAAAUAGCCCAGCACAACUAGUGUUUUGGUAAUUUGUCAUUUUGACCUGGACAGUGCCUGGGCAUUUGACAUAUUACACUCAACAUGUCUUUAACAAAUGUAUUUUUCAAAGGGUCAUAACAUUGUAAUCAGAACCUUAUUAAUUGCAAUGUAAUCCUAAAAUAAAUAAGGCCUUUGCCUUUAUCCUCGUGUACAGAGUCUGACUAUCAUGCACAAACAGUAAGGUUCUUUAAGUCAUAGUUCCCAAAAAAAAUUAACAGGAC
This is a messenger RNA of Pocillopora meandrina, 2788 nucleotides long. NCBI's taxonomy places the organism in Eukaryota, Metazoa, Cnidaria, Anthozoa, Scleractinia, Pocilloporidae. The record is from the annotation of a GenBank genome assembly.